Messenger RNA from Silurus meridionalis, 1182 nucleotides. Its product is annotated as extensin-like. Bases 1 to 1182 code for a protein of 393 amino acids. The transcript has a single exon. The record is from RefSeq and is a predicted model, not a curated record. Lineage: Eukaryota; Metazoa; Chordata; Actinopteri; Siluriformes; Siluridae.
AUGUCUAAACACCAGACCCCGCCUCCUCCACACAGUGCCACCUUUAUACCCGCCUCCUCCACGUGCCCCUUUAUACCCGCCUCCUCCACACAGUGCCACCUUUAUACCCGCCUCCUCCACACCAUGCCCCUUUAUACCCCGCCUCCUCCACACCGUGCCCCCUUUAUACCCCGCCUCCUUCACACCGUGCCCCCUUUAUACCCCGCCUCCUCCACACGUGCCCCUUUAUACCCGCCUCCUCCACACCGUGCCCCUUUAUACCCGCCUCCUCCACACAGUGCCACCUUUAUACCCGCCUCCUCCACACGUGCCCCUUUAUACCCUGCCUCCUCCACACCGUGCCCCUUUAUACCCGCCUCCUCCACAGUGCCCCUUUAUACCCGCCUCCUCCACACCGUGCCCCUUUAUACCCGCCUCCUCCACACCGUGCCCCUUUAUACCCGCCUCCUCCACACCGUGCCCCUUUAUACCCGCCUCCUCCACACAGUGCCCCUUUAUACCGCCUCCUCCACACUGUGCCCCUUUAUACCCGCCUCCUCCACACAGUGCCCCUUUAUACCCGCCUCCUCCACACUGCCCCUUUAUACCCGCCUCCUCCACACCAGUGCCCCUUUAUACCCGCCUCCUCCACACUGUGCCCCUUUAUACCCGCCUCCUCCACAGUGCCCCUUUAUACCCGCCUCCUCCACACCAGUGCCCCUUUAUACCCGCCUCCUCCACCCAGUGCCCCUUUAUACCCGCCUCCUCCACAGUGCCCCUUUAUACCCGCCUCCUCCACCCCGUGCCCCUUUAUACCCCGCCUCCUCCACCCAGUGCCCCUUUAUACCCCGCCUCCUCCACCCGUGCCCCUUUAUACCCGCCUCCUCCACACCGUGCCCCUUUAUACCCGCCUCCUCCACACGUGCCCCUUUAUACCCCGCCUCCUCCACACUGCCCCUUUAUACCCCGCCUCCUCCACACAGUGCCCCUUUAUACCCGCCUCCACACUGUGCCCCUUUAUUCCCGCCUCCUCCACACAGUGCCCCUUUAUACCCGCCUCCUCCACACUGUGCCCCUUUAUACCCCGCCUCCUCCACACUGUGCCCCUUUAUACCCCGCCUCCUCCACCCAGUGCCCCCUUUAUACCCCGCCUCCUCCAUUUUAUUAUCCCUCCAUAUUCUCAGGAGUGUGUUGUUUCCCUGA